AUGUCGGAUCACUUGGAUACUCUCCUCGGAGACAAGAGCGUUGGAUCCAUAGAUAUAACCACGGACUCUGAUUUCACUCUACCCGAAUUCCCAGAAUCGGUGACGAUAGAAGAUGUGGUUGCCGAACUGAAGACAUGCUAUGAUGCUUCCAACGAUCUCCGGUAUAUCGAGACUGCCCUGCACUUCCUAACGGACGCCGUGGAUACUGCUGCCGCACCAAGCCCCGCUUGGCUCUUCGACGUCGGGGUGCUAUUGACCACUCGCUAUACACAACUUGGUCACUCGGGGGAUCUCGACGCCGCGAUCGCCAUGAGCGGUCGCGCGGUCCACCUCCUGCCAGACGAUCACCCGGAUGAAGCCAUAUAUCGUCACGCUUUUGGAGUCUCGCUCACCCGCCGUUUCAGAAACAGCCAUAAUCUCGAAGACUUGAAAGAUGCUCUCUUGGAACACCGCCGCGCGCUAGAACUUACUCUAGAUAGUGAUACCGCCAAAGCGAGACGCACCCUCGAUGUCUCAACAUUGCUCCAGGAAUUACAUGAACGUACAGGCGAGGUCGAAGACCUGAACGAAGCUAUCGCGCUACUUCAGCGUAGCAUGGAACUUGUGCCGGAAGAUCAUCCCGACUUCAUUGCGACGUCUGACCGUGGAGUCGAUGCCACGUCAGACGGUAGCUCUGUACUCCUGGCAAUGACCAUGGGAUCUCUAUCCGAAGCUCUCCACAGUCGAUUUGAGGCUGCUGGGAGACUGGAAGACCUGAAUGAAUGCAUUGAAAUGCAAUGGCGUGCGCUCGAAUUGAUACCUUCCAGGCGUCACGAAAGGUCCAGCCUCUUGCACAACCUCAGUAGCUCGUUGCACAGUCGUUUCAGACGACAAGGCCACGCCCGAGAUCUUGACGAUGCGAUUACAGCAAUCCGCGACGCUCUGAGACUCCUAGGUGAUGAUGAGCACCCUGAGAAGGCAACAUACUUGAGCACUCUCGGGAAGGUUUUUCAGUCUCGCUUUGAGCGCAUGAAAGAUCCUCUCGAUAUCGAGCACGCUGUUUCCCUACAGCGCCGAGCUCUCGAGCUCACUUCUGACACUCAUCCCGAUAGGCCGAAAAGGCUGGCUGACAUUGGCCAUGCGUUGUACUUCCAGUACCUGCAGAGCAAUGUACCCGGUGACCUCCCUGACGCUGUCGCAUUCCUUCGCCGAGCCGUUGAGCUCACAGGCGACGAUCACCCUGAGCUCCCGAUGAGGCUCAGCAACUAUAGUCUGGUACUGCAUGCACAGUUCGACGCGAAUAGAGACCUGGACGUUCUUUCACUUGCCAUCUCGACACUCGAACGCGCGACAGAACUCACCGACGACGAGCUCUCUAGUAAGCCUAUCAUGCUUCUCAAUCUGAGCGGCUUGUAUGGAUCUCGCUAUGAGCAGCUCCAAGAGCAUGCCGAUCUCGAAAACGCCAUAGUCGCAAGCCGGAACGCGCUCGAACUGAUGCCCGAAGAGCAUGUCAUGAAAGUAGCUGCGCUGUACAACCAUGGGAUGGCCCUAUACAGCCGCUUUAUCAGCGAUCCGAAGCUGAGGAACUUCGAAGCGGCGUAUACGUGCUUCAUGAAGGCCACGUCGGAGCGAUUCGGAGAUCCUACCUGGCGCCUCCAGGCCGCCAUGCGAUGCACGGGCGUAUGGCUUGAUCAUCCCGAGUUCGGCGCGACUGAAGCCCAGUUGCGAGCGCAUGCGCGCAUUCUUGAGCUCCUCCCUGAGAUCGUAUGGCUUGGCCACUCUGUGAAACGGCGUUAUGAAGAACUGGUUCGAUUUGGGCGACUCGUCAAUAUCGCCGUGUGCGCAGCUAUCCUUGCAGAUAAUCCGCACCAGGCUGUUGAAUGGUUCGAAGCCGGAAGGGCAUUUGUAUGGUCACAGAUCUUCUCCCUGCGUGUGCCGGUGGAAGAUCUCCAAAAGCAAGAUCCUGAGCUCGCUCUCGAGCUAUUGGACAUACGUUCAAAACUGCAGCGCCUGGGGCAUACGGCGCCUGAGCAAGACUCUCCGCCGAUUACCUCCGUGAACGAUAUCACGGGCUUCGCCGCCGCUGCCACGGUCGAAGAUCGUCGUCGACUGGUUAUGCAGCACGAUCAGAUAGUGAACAAGAUUCGUCGCCGUCCGGGUUUCGAACGCUUCCUACUACCCCAAGGCUUCCAGGACCUUACCUCCAUUUUGGAAGAGGUUGAAGCCGGUCCGGUGAUCUUUGUCAAUGUUGCACAUGCCCUGGUUCUUGAGGGUUGUACUGUGAAGAUCGUCUGGCUUACGGACUUCACGGAAGAGUGCGCAAGAGAGCUACGCUCUCACUACCAGGGAUACUUGACAGCACAUGGCAUACGAGAACGCGCAAUGGUCUCCAGCGGCCGAGGCAUGCGCGGCUCGUUGUCGGACGUUUUCAAACUUGUUCUAGGAAAACUGUGGAAGCUGGUCGCAUACCCCAUCUUGAAUGCCCUGGAUCUGCUAGACAAUACCUCAAGCGACAGUCUUCCUCAUAUCACUUGGUGUCCCGUGGGACCUAUCACCCAGUUACCGCUUCACGCCGCAGGCAUAUACGGCGGUGCGCAGCGCGGACCCUGCAUCUUCGAUUACGUCGUAUCGUCGUAUACGCCUUCUCUAAGCGCAUUGCAGCGAUGCUACAGCGCCUCUAUCUCGAUGAGCGAGCAAACCUCGACCUCGAAGGUAUUGGUUGUAACACAAGCCGAAACGCCUGGCCAAUCACCGCUCCCAGGUACGUUGGAUGAAAGCGCACGCUUGCGCACGAUCUUUCCCAAAGGGGAGAACACAUAUCUAGAGGGCAGAGGGGCCACCUUGGGAGGUGCUCUUGAAGUUCUUCAACAGUAUCCAUGGGUUCACUUCGCUUGCCACGGGUCGCAGAACCGGGACGACCCGACACAAAGCGCCUUUCACCGGUACGACGGUGCCUUGACUUUAUCCGCGCUCAUGGACACGGUCUCAAGCAAUGCGGAGAUCGCGUUCUUGUCUGCAUGUCAGACCGCGACCGGUGACGAGAAGAUACCGGAGGAGUCCGCUCACCUCGCGGCUGGCAUGCUCGCCGCGGGCUUCAAGGGUGUUGUGGCGACGUUGUGGUCAAUCCGCGACGAAGACGCGCCUGUAGUCGUGGAGGAGUAUUAUAAGAAACUCAUCGCUCUUCGUAGCUCGGGAGCAGUUGACGAAGGGCAAACGGGCGCCGCGUGCGCGCUUCAUCAUGCGGUAAAGCGGCUAAGAGACGAGGUCGGGGAAAGUCAGUUUGAGAGAUGGGUGCCGUUCGUUCACUUCGGAGUUUGA
Messenger RNA from Peniophora sp. CBMAI 1063, 3297 nucleotides. NCBI's taxonomy places the organism in Eukaryota, Fungi, Basidiomycota, Agaricomycetes, Russulales, Peniophoraceae. The record is from the annotation of a GenBank genome assembly.